AUGGGUGCUCAUGGUGCAGCAUUGGGUGGGAAAUGUGAUGUCAUCACAGUUCUGUUAGAGUCACGGUUUGAUGUAAACUGCAGAACUAAAGAAGGCAGUACAAUGCUUCAUUUAGCAGCUUUAAAAGGUCACGGAGAAUUAGUGCAACUCUUGAUCAGUAAAGGGGCAAAUGUCAAUGACAAAGGCAACAUGGGUCGCACACCAUUACAUGACGCUGUUCAAUCUAAGAAUGUUAGUUUAGUUCAGGAACUCAUUGAGAGUGGGGCUACAGUAGAUGUUCAUAACAAUCAACAAUGCACUCCUCUGCAUCUUGCAACAGGUUGGGGAUAUAUUCCUAUAAUGAAAACUCUUAUUCAAGCAAGUGCAGAUAUAUAUAACAUUGCUACUGAUGGCAAUAUGGGUGGUCAUGUUGCAGCAUUGGGUGGGAAAUGUGAUGUCAUCACAGUUCUGUUAGAGUCAGGGUUUGAUGUAAACUGCAAAACUAAAGAAGGAAAUACAAUGCUUCAUUUAGCGGCUUUAAAAGGUCACAGAGAAUUAAUGCAGUUCUCCAUCAAUAAAGGGGCAAAUGUCAAUGACAAAUGCAACAUGGGUUACACACCAUUACAUGACGCUGUUGAAUCUAAUGAUGUUAGUGUAGUUCAGGAACUCAUUGAGAGUGGGGCUACAGUAGAUGUUCAUAACAAUCAACAAUGCACUCCUCUGCAUCUUGCAACAUCUUUGGGAUAUAUUCCGAUAAUGAAAACUCUUAUGCAAGCAAGUGCAGAUGUAUAUAACAUUGAUACUUAUGGCAAUAUGGGUGGUCAUAAUGCAGCAUUGGGUGGGAAAUGUGAUGUCAUCACAGUUCUGUUAGAGUCAGGGUUUAAUGUAAACUGCAAAACUAAAUAA
Molecule: messenger RNA, 885 nt
Organism: Macrobrachium nipponense
Lineage: Eukaryota; Metazoa; Arthropoda; Malacostraca; Decapoda; Palaemonidae
Product: putative ankyrin repeat protein RF_0381
Exons: 1
Coding region: 1-885 (294 amino acids)
Cellular component (GO): nucleus; cytoplasm
Molecular function (GO): protein binding
Source: RefSeq, a predicted model, not a curated record